Phragmites australis (common reed) is the source of this 925-nucleotide messenger RNA. RefSeq names its product disease resistance protein BAK6-like. Lineage: Eukaryota; Viridiplantae; Streptophyta; Magnoliopsida; Poales; Poaceae. Gene Ontology annotation, molecular function: protein binding. The record is from RefSeq and is a predicted model, not a curated record. The transcript is spliced from 8 exons. Bases 24 to 785 code for a protein of 253 amino acids.
GUAGGACUCAGGAAACUUCAGCAAUGGCGGCUCCGUCUGCAGCUGAAAGAGCAGCUAUUCUCCUCAGCGUCACUGUUCUUGUUGCUCUUGCAACACUUGCUAGCUGCAACACUGAAGGUGAUAUACUGUAUGCGCAAAGACUCGCAUGGGAGGACCCCUACAACACAAUGCAGAGCUGGAAUCCAAAGCUUAUCAAUCCCUGCACCUGGUUACAUAUCACCUGCAACAACGAUAACUCAGUGAUCCGUGUGGAUUUGGGAAAUUCAGGCAUCUCAGGGCCUUUGAUUGCUCAGCUGGGAGGACUGAAGAAUCUCCAGUACCUUGAACUGUAUGAAAAUCGCCUCAAUGGAUCGAUACCUCCAACGCUUGGGAAACUGAGUCAUCUGGUAAGCUUGGAUCUUCAGGACAACAAUAUCGUUGGCACCAUACCAACCUCUCUUGGCGCCAUCAGCACGUUGAGGUUUCUGAGGUUAAGUGCGAACAUGCUGACAGGGAGUAUACCACCAUCGAUGGGCAAUCUCAUGAGCCUUGAAUUCCUGGAGCUUCAGAAUAAUGAACUGAGUGGCUCUAUCCCUGCUUCUCUUGGCAAAAUCAAAACACUGGGAUACUUGCGGCUGAAUGCUAAUUUGCUGACGGGUAGAGUCCCAUUUGAAAUCCUCUCUCUUGUCCUUGUCGGAAACUUGGCUGAAUUAAAUGUUCAAAAUAACAAUCUGGAUGGCACAGUCCGAAAACCGGGAAUCAGAGUGACCAGAAUUAUCCAGGAUAUUCUGAAGACUUCAAGCUGAGUCCAAGAUCAAGCGUUUCAUUUUCGUCGCAAGUGCCAAAUGAAUGAAUAAAUAAAAUGGCAUGCAUCUCCAAAAGAAUAAAUUACUGUUGCCUAUGUGGUCCAUGAACACGUGUGUAAUGAUAACUUAGUAUGUAAUAG